Anopheles stephensi (Asian malaria mosquito) is the source of this 1348-nucleotide messenger RNA. RefSeq names its product sperm-associated antigen 7 homolog. Lineage: Eukaryota; Metazoa; Arthropoda; Insecta; Diptera; Culicidae. Gene Ontology annotation, molecular function: nucleic acid binding. The transcript has 4 exons. The coding region runs from base 144 to 827 and encodes 227 amino acids. The record is from RefSeq and is a predicted model, not a curated record.
AAAAUUCUGUGUUGACAUCCAACAGAGUUUAGGUAAGCUGGGUGAUUUUGUCUUGCUUUCCUUCUAAAAUACUGAUUGCAAUCAUUCCGAUCCUGAAGAAUUGGCACUACCGUGACUGAUCGCUGUAUUCGACCGAUAUAAACAUGGAUCUGUUGGAUUCAAUACUAGGUGCAAUGGAUAAACCACCAGUAAAAGACAAAAAUAAAUCGCAGAUGUACGAAAAACAAAAGCAGCAGUAUGAAACUCAGAAAAAUAAGCAACGGGAAGAACUGAAUCGCUUUCGAUCGUAUGUGGAAGAGCGAUUGGGGCGUUUCGUGAAAGAUGAUAAUCGGCAUUACAUGGAAUUUCAGCCGCUGGACCAGGUGCAUCGCUCCAUCGUGCACGACAUUGCCGAAACGGCUGGUCUCUUUGGAAUGAGUUUCGGGAUGGAGGGAGAACGAUACAUAGUGGUGUACAAGAAAGAGCAUCAGCCAUGCGAGGAUGAAGUGAACGCUCGAAAGAAUGGUGAAGCAUGGAAUGCCGAAACCGCACAACAAUAUGCAGAACGUGCCAAACUGUUGCGCUUAAAGUCCCUCGAAGACAGGGAAGCGGCUACGAAAGCGGUUGAGAUCAAACCAAGCUCCAAUUACAACAAAAAGUAUCUGCACAUUUUUGGAAAUGAUGCGACAACAGAAACUGCACAUAAAACGGAACUCAACAGAUCUUACGGAUACGUACCCAGCGAGAACAAAAAAGAUGUGCGCUCCAUUGAACAGACGAUGGCGGACAUUUCAGCAAAGAAGCGGUUUAAAGCUCAACACCAUCAGGCGGAGCCACCUGUGCUUUAACCCACAAAACGGUGCAUAUUAAGAUUAAGAGGCGCCAGUACACAUCAUCUUAAUUAGUAGUAAUAUUAAAAUAAUAAUACCCUUUGUUGUAGAUUAUCCUUGAUGGAUUAGCGUAAGUAUUUUGAAAACACAUUACCUUCUACUGUUGAAUUGCCCGCCCAACAUGUAUUGGUCAUUUAUGGUUUUUGGCUCUUCAGCAAGCGGAGCGGAACAUAAAAGAGAAAAAAUCUACCGAUGGAUCAGGAUUAGAUUGCACAUAUUUCGGAAUGCAAAUGCAAGUAAAUCCUGGUUUAGCGUUAUGCUACAAAUUAAUUUAGUUUUUUGUGCAUUUUUCUUAAAUAACCAAGGUGCGCCACAAACUUCUUUCCUGCUUUCAGUUGUAGAGAGAAACUUAGCUUUAAAUUCACAUACAUUGUUUUGUUUGCGUGAAUGCAUGGAUAAAAGUACAAUUAAUAAUAAUGAACAGCUCUGUGUCACGUAGUUCGUACAUUGAGUGAAUAAAACCGAUGAUUGGACAUGUC